Andrographis paniculata is the source of this 1035-nucleotide messenger RNA. RefSeq names its product oligoribonuclease-like. Gene Ontology annotation, cellular component: mitochondrion. NCBI's taxonomy places the organism in Eukaryota, Viridiplantae, Streptophyta, Magnoliopsida, Lamiales, Acanthaceae. Gene Ontology annotation, molecular function: 3'-5'-RNA exonuclease activity; nucleic acid binding. The coding region runs from base 93 to 833 and encodes 246 amino acids. The transcript is spliced from 9 exons. The record is from RefSeq and is a predicted model, not a curated record.
AAGCAGAAGGUACAUAAUGCGAAGGGUUUGGAUGAAUGCCGCUGCUGGCGCUGCAUCUGCUUCCCUGAAACGAGUUGGAUCUGCGAGGAGAGAUGAAUCAUCUUUCAAAUGCCUUCUCAUUGCUUGAACUGGAUCUUGAAGAUGCUAUGGGAGAGAGUGUUGUCCCUGCUUCUAGUGAUAACAAUUUUGAAACCAGAGCAGAACAUUCAAAUGAUGAUGAAUUUAUGCCGAUAUGUGAAAAUAAAGCUGGACAAACUACAGAGCGUCCUCCAGCAGUUUUCAAGAUGCCACUUUUGUGGAUUGAUCUGGAAAUGACAGGUUUGAACGUUGAAGUUGAUAGAGUUUUGGAGAUUGCUUGUGUAAUUACAGAUGGAAAUUUAAAAAAGUCAAUUGAGGGUCCUGAUUUGGUUAUUCAUCAGACAAAGGAGUGUCUUGAUAAAAUGGGACAAUGGUGCCAAGAUCAUCAUUUGGCAAGUGGUCUGACAGAAAAGGUCCUUCACAGCACAAUAACUGAACAAGAAGCCGAAAGGGAGGUUAUAGAAUUUGUGACAAAACAUAUAGGUCCUUAUACGCCACUUAUCGCAGGAAACUCAGUCUAUGUGGAUCUUAUAUUUUUACGGAAAUACAUGCCGGAUUUGGCUGCCCUUUUCUCCCAUGUGAUAGUUGACGUUAGCAGCAUCAAGGCCUUGUGCCUUCGUUGGUACCCAAGAGAUAACAGAAAGGCCCCUCGGAAAAAUAACAAACACCGGGCUAUGGACGAUAUCAAGGAGAGCAUAGCAGAGCUUAAAUUCUACAAGGAUCAUAUAUUCAAGCCCUCCAAGUCAAAGAUAUAGUAUCUGACCCCAUCAUUUUGCGAAUUCGAAAAUUUCAGGUCAGAUUUGGCUUAAUUUGAUCGAGUAUCUUUAUCUUAUUUAUCGAUUUUCUUAAGGUUUGGAUCGAGUGAUUUACUUUGAAAUUGUAUUGUUAAAACGUUAUUAGGAAUAUGUUAAAUCACAUAGGCAUUGAACAAUAUAUAAAAUUAGUAAAAUUAUUGAA